Melanaphis sacchari is the source of this 4153-nucleotide messenger RNA. RefSeq names its product cytoplasmic FMR1-interacting protein (gene Sra-1). The record is from RefSeq and is a predicted model, not a curated record. Gene Ontology annotation, molecular function: RNA 7-methylguanosine cap binding; small GTPase binding. The transcript is spliced from 13 exons. Gene Ontology annotation, biological process: regulation of translation; cell projection assembly; regulation of actin filament polymerization. Bases 209 to 4066 code for a protein of 1285 amino acids. Gene Ontology annotation, cellular component: SCAR complex; neuron projection; synapse. NCBI's taxonomy places the organism in Eukaryota, Metazoa, Arthropoda, Insecta, Hemiptera, Aphididae.
UUAUAAUUUUCAAUUUAUUUCCAUUAAAAUAAUACUGUUUAACAUUAAUUGAAUUAUUAGAAUAUGAUUUUGUGUAUUACUCAAUUAACUUUUAGCAUUACUUAUUUAAUCUGUAGAUUAUAAUACCCAUCUAGUCUAUCAUAUCUUAAUCAUUUUACACAUUUCGUUUUAAAUCAAAUUGAAAAGCCUCGCCUGGAACAAAGCGAAUAUGGCCACAGACAAGGUGACACUGACUGAUGCAUUGUCAAACGUGGACGUACUCGAUGAACUUACACUGCCUGAUGAACAACCAUGUAUAGAAGCACAACCAUGUUCAAUUCUUUAUCAAGCUGAUUUUGAUACAAAUUUUGAAGAUCGUAAUGGAUUUGUAACAGGCAUAGCAAAAUAUAUUGAAGAAGCCACUGUUCACGCCAGUCUUAAUGAAUUGUUAGAAGAAGGACAAGUGCAUGCGGUCAUGCUUUACACAUGGCGUUGUUGUUCAAGAGCAAUUCCACAGCCAAAAUCCAAUGAACAACCAAAUCGAGUUGAGAUAUAUGAAAAAACUGUUGAGGUUUUAGGACCUGAAGUCAAUAAACUGCUUCAGUUUAUGUAUUUUCAAAGAAAAGCAAUUGAACGGUUUUGUGGAGAAGUUAAACGUUUGUGCCAUGCUGAAAAACGAAAAGACUUUAUAUCUGAAGCAUACAUAUUAACACUUGGAAAAUUUAUUAAUAUGUUUGCCGUACUUGAUGAACUAAAAAAUAUGAAAUCUAGUGUGAAAAAUGAUUACUCAAGCUAUCGCCGAGCUGCUCAAUUUUUAAAAGUCAUGGCAGACUCUCAUACACUUCAAGAAUCUCAAAAUUUAUCUAUGUUCUUAGCUACACAGAAUAAAAUUAGAGAUACAGUUAAAGAAAAUUUAGAAAAAAUUCCUGCAUAUGAAGAACUUUUAUCAGAUGUCGUCAAUUUAUGUGUACAAAUGUUUGAAUCAAAAAUGUAUCUUACUCCAUCAGAAAAACAUAUGCUUGUUAAAGUUAUGGGAUUUGGAUUGUUUCUUAUGGAUAAUGAAUUAUGUAAUAUUAAUAAAUUAGAUCAAAAGAAAAAACUUAAUUUAGGCAAAAUUGACAGAAUUUUUAAGAAUCUGGAAGUUGUUCCUCUAUUUGGAGACAUGCAAAUAGCACCAUUUAAUUAUAUCAAGCGAUCUAAACAUUUUGAACCUGGACGUUGGCCUCUUUCUAGUUCGCCUCAAAUCAGUCCUCAAGCAGAUCUCAUGGUGCAUUUACCUCAAAUAAGGGAAGAUCAUGUGAAGUAUAUUAGUGAAUUGGCACGUUAUAGUAAUGAAGUGACAACUACAUAUAAAGAAACAAGAACAGAUACCGAAAACAAAGAUACAGCUGAAUUAGCAUUAAGAGGUUUACAAUUACUGUCCGAGUGGACAAGUGUUGUCACAGAACUUUAUUCUUGGAAACUACUUCAUCCUACUGAUCACCAUCAAAAUAAAGAAUGUCCUGUUGAAGCUGAAGAAUAUGAACGAGCUACACGAUACAAUUAUACAGAUGAAGAAAAAUUUGCACUUAUUGAAGUAAUAGCGAUGAUAAAAGGAUUACAAGUACUCAUGGCUCGUAUGGAAACAGUUUUUACUGAUACUAUUCGUCGUAAUAUCUAUGCAGAAUUACAAGAUUUUGUUCAGUUAACAUUGAGAGAACCAUUAAGAAAGGCCAUUAAGAAUAAAAGAGAUCUUAUUAGAAGUAUACUCGUUUCAGUUCGAGAAACUUGUGCUGACUGGCAGAGAGGUGUAGAGCCAUCUGCAGAUCCAGCUUUGAAAGGAAAGAAGGAUCCAGAUAUUGGAUUUGGAAUUAAAGUGCCUAGAAGGAAUGUUGGUCCAUCAUCUACCCAACUUUACAUGGUGAGGACAAUGUUGGAAUCAUUAAUUGCAGAUAAAUCUGGUGGUAAACGUACUUUACGAAAAGAUAUUGAUGGACAAUACCUAAUGCAAAUUGAUCAAUUUCAUAAGACUUCAUUUUUUUGGAGCUAUCUCCUUGGAUUUAGUCAGUCAUUACAACAAUGUUGUGAUCUUUCACAACUAUGGUAUCGUGAGUUUUAUUUGGAAAUGACUAUGGCAAGGCGUAUUCAAAAAUGUACUGUCAAACAUCAGCACAACGAAGAAUGUAGUGAUUUGAUUACAAUGGAGAAGAGAAUUCAGUUUCCUAUUGAAAUGUCAAUGCCUUGGAUAUUGACUGAUCAUAUUUUGAAGACAAAAGAACCAUCCAUGAUGGAAUACGUCUUAUAUCCACUAGAUUUGUACAAUGACAGUGCUCAUUAUGCUUUAACUGUAUUCCGCAAACAAUUUUUAUAUGAUGAAGUUGAGGCUGAAGUGAACCUUUGCUUUGAUCAAUUUGUUUACAAAUUAAGUGAACAAAUCUUUGCUCAUUAUAAACAAUUAGCAUCUAGUAUAUUAUUGGACAAAAGAUUCCGUGUGGAAUGUGUUGCUAUGGGAACAUACCUUAUUUUAUAUCCAAGAGCAAAUAGAUAUGAAACUCUGUUAAAACAGCGACACGUACAAUUAUUGGGACGCAGUGUAGAUUUAAACAAACUUAUUACACAGCGAGUAAAUGCAGAUAUGUUAAAGUCUUUGGAGCUAGCUAUUGCAAAAUUUGAAGGUGGUGAUAUCACUGGAAUUGUAGAAUUGGAAGGUAUUAUGCAAGUUAACAGAUUAUGCCACAAAUUAUUAUGCAAACAUCUAGCUUUGGAUGAAUUUGAUGCCAUGUUUCGUGAAGCUAAUCAUAAUGUUUUGGCUCCAUAUGGCCGUAUUACUUUACAUGUUUUUUGGGAAUUAAAUUAUGAUUUUUUACCAAACUACUGUUAUAAUGCUGCUACCAAUCGUUUUGUUAAAUGUCGAGGCAUAAGUUUCACACAACCUGUACAAAGGGAUAAACCUCCUCAAAUGGGACAUCAGUAUUUGUGGGGCAGCAAACAAUUGAAUCUUGCAUAUACUACUAUUUAUGGACAAUAUACUGGAUUUGUUGGUGCUCCACAUUUUCGUACUAUGUGUAAAAUGUUAGGUUAUCAAGGAAUUGCUGUUGUUAUGGAAGAGUUGUUAAAAAUAGUCAAGUCAUUAAUUCAGGGAAAUCUUUUACAAUUUGCAAAAACAUUAAUGGAAGCUAUGCCUAGACAAUGCAAAUUACCACGAUAUGAUUAUGGAUCACCCGGUGUAUUAGGAUAUUAUCAUGCUCAGCUUAAUGAUAUAGUUCAAUAUCCUGAUGCAAAGACCGAAUUGUUUCACAAUUUUCGAGAAUUAGGCAACACAAUUUUAUUUUGUUUGUUGAUGGAACAAGCAUUGUCUCAAGAAGAAGUUUGUGAUCUUUUACACGCUGCACCAUUCCAAAACAUUUUACCUAGACCUUUUACUAAGGAAGGUGAAAAGACAGAAAGUAAACAAAAACGGUUAGAAGCAAAAUAUGCUGCUCUACAAAUUGUUCCUAAUAUUGAACGAUAUGGAACAGCUAAACAAGUAACAAUAGCUCGUGAUGGAGACCUAUUAACACGUGAGCGUUUAUGUUGUGGUCUAUCAAUAUUUGAAGUGGUACUUUCAAGACUUCGAGGUAUGUUAGACGACCCUGUAUGGGUGGGUCCACCACCUCAAAAUGGUGUAAUGAACAUAGACGAGUGUACAGAAUUUCAUAGACUAUGGUCAGCACUACAGUUUGUCUAUUGUAUACCAGUGGGUGAUACAGAGUUUACUGUUGAGGAACUUUUUGGUGAAGGACUUCAUUGGGCAGGUUGUACAAUGAUUGUUCUACUUGGUCAACAGAGAAGAUUUGAGGCACUUGACUUUUGCUAUCAUAUACUUAGAGUCCAACGAGUUGACAGCAAAGAUGACAAUGUUAAGGGAAUUCACUUGAAACGUAUGGUUGACAGAAUUCGUCGUUUUCAAGUAUUGAAUUCACAGAUUUUUGCUACAUUGAACAAAUAUUUAAAAGCUAAUGAAACAGAUGCUAGUGCAGUAGAACAUGUUAGAUGCUUUCCACCUCCUGUACAUCCAUCUCAUCCUUCAUCCCAUUAUUAUAGACCUGAUCAAACUGGGUCACGAUAAACUCUUGACUAUUUCUUGAAGUACUUUUAAUUUAUUGUAUAACAAAAACUAAAUAUCUACCUACCUAUUAUAUAUGUUUUAAUUUAA